Abrus precatorius (Indian licorice) is the source of this 378-nucleotide messenger RNA. RefSeq names its product non-specific lipid-transfer protein 1-like. Gene Ontology annotation, molecular function: lipid binding. Bases 1 to 378 code for a protein of 125 amino acids. Gene Ontology annotation, cellular component: membrane. Lineage: Eukaryota; Viridiplantae; Streptophyta; Magnoliopsida; Fabales; Fabaceae. Gene Ontology annotation, biological process: lipid transport. The transcript has a single exon. The record is from RefSeq and is a predicted model, not a curated record.
AUGGCUAGCUCAGUGGUCAUGAAAAUAGCUUGCAUGGCGAUUAUGUGCAUGAUGGUUAUGGGUGCACCACUACUAACCCAUGCUGAUAUCACUUGUCUCAAGGUGGAAAACACUGUGAUACCAUGCAGUGAGUACGUCACGGGAAAUGGUGGUGUUGUCCCUCAACCAUGUUGCACUGCGGUUAGGACCCUAAACGACGAAGCCAAGACCACACUUGAUCGUCAAGACAUUUGUUGGUGCAUCAGAAACGUUGCUCAGAACCUGCGAGGACUCAAUCUUAGUACUUUUGCUGCCCUCCCUGCCAAUUGUGGGAUUCAUUUGCCCUUCAAGCUCAGCCCCUCCACUGAUUGCAAUAAGUAUAUGCAUACACCAUAUUAA